AUGAGGCAAACCGGUGGCCAGAUCACCCAUUUUGUGAGCUCCAUGGGUACCACCGGCACGGCCAUGGGCACCUCGCGCUACUUCAAGGAGUUCAAACCCGAGGUUCAGAUCGUCGGACUCCAGCCGGCCACAGGCGCGCAAAUUCCUGGCAUCCGGCGGUGGCCGAAGGAAUACUUGCCGGGCAUUUUCGACGAAGCUCGCCUCGACCGCGUCAUAGACAUUACCCAGGAAGAGGCGGACGAGACGGCGCGGCAGCUUGCCAUCCAGGAGGGUCUCUUCGCCGGGGUCAGUAGUGGUGGUGCGGUCUCGGCAGCCUUGAAGAUCGCGCGCGAGGAGCCGGGCAGAGUAGUGGUGUGCAUCGUCUGCGACCGUGGCGAUCGCUACCUCAGCACCGGUGUCUUCGCUCCACCACCACCUUUGUAUCACAGUUGCAUUUCGGGCAACCUCGAUCUGACUUUGCAGAGCUACAGGAAGACCCUCUCGGAUCAGCACGCUCCGAUCUUCUUGCUCUUUACAGCCCCAUGGUGCCCCGAUUGCAUCACGGCUCUACCUGUCAUCGAUGGCCUCUUCGCCACACACGUGCGAGGUGGCUCACUUCUUCGGUGCAUCGUGAGCAAGACUCGGGAGGAAUGGAAGGAUUCAGCUCACCCUUUGCGGUCCGACUUGCGCUGGCGGGAGACUCCAUCCGCGCCGGAUGCUGGUCUGGCGGCGGUGCCGACCCUGGCAUACUUGGGAACAGCUGCCGAUCCGCUCGCCGAGCCAGUCAUCCAAGGGCGCCUGGAGGGGCUCGAAGCAGCUGAAAUCCAGAGCAAGGUUGGGGCCUUCCUGAAACAGCACGGAUGUCGGUUGGAGUGCUCGCUAAAGCAUCAGAAGUGUGAAGACCGAGGUCCCAUCCCGGCAUUGCUCAAGGAUCUCGUACGUGACAUGGACAAACUCGUGGCCAUGUGGACUGCGAUCGAGAUUGAGGCAAUGCCAAAAGGGCUAUACCAGGCCGAGUUCAAAUUCUCCGAUGAGUUCCGGCUUAGGAACGGGAAGCUGCCAGAGGUGCCGAUGCUGCUGGCUCUGGGCAUCGUUGCCAUUUUAUCGCCAACGGUCGCCCUGGGUUACUUGUCCUUCGACUGCCCGUCUCCAUAUGGAGCCCUCGAUCUCGAUGUGAGGACGGUCGUUGACCUGAAGCAGAAUGCCGACAUGGUGAUGGAUAGCCGAUGGGCGGUAGAUCCGGCCACGCCCCGGUGGAUGCCAAUCCUUUACCAAGGCACAGUGCGCGCGCAGGGCAAGCGCAAGCUGUUCGGAGUUGGCGAGUUCCUUGACAAGGGUUCUGUGACGGAGCAUUAUGCGCAGAGUUUCGACAAUCGCCCACAUCCAAACUCAUGCCAAGACACUUGUCUCUUCACCUUCUCCAGCUCCUCAGACAUGACAAAGGCGCGUGUUCGCACAGUGACGAAGGAUGAUGGCAGCCAACACCUGCAAUUCGAGUCACAGUCCGGGAAGGAGCUUCUGUCCUGCCCCAGCUCGAAGAAGCAGAGCACUGAACUGUAG
This is a messenger RNA of Symbiodinium necroappetens, 1539 nucleotides long. Lineage: Eukaryota; Dinophyceae; Suessiales; Symbiodiniaceae. The record is from the annotation of a GenBank genome assembly.